Molecule: messenger RNA, 1409 nt
Organism: Impatiens glandulifera
Lineage: Eukaryota; Viridiplantae; Streptophyta; Magnoliopsida; Ericales; Balsaminaceae
Product: bifunctional nuclease 2
Exons: 9
Coding region: 63-1025 (320 amino acids)
Biological process (GO): protein ubiquitination
Cellular component (GO): nucleus; VCB complex
Molecular function (GO): nuclease activity
Source: RefSeq, a predicted model, not a curated record
GCAAGCGCGACUACGAAGAAAGGAAGGGAAAAGAUACAAUCGGAGCUGAAAUUGCUUGAAGAAUGUUAGGAGCUAAAUUGUGCCUACGUACGAUUUCAGGAAUGGGUUUUUUGGCGGAUCAAUCCAAUGUGGAAUCGAGAAUUGCUUAUCCCGUUGGCUGUUUCAAAUCAUCUAGUUUGCGUUUAGGGAAUACGCGAUGGUUUAGAUCAAGAUCCGUCUUUAUAUGUUGUAAGUCUUCACGAAGCUUCGAUAGCAAAUCCAAUGACGGUGGAGAAAGUGAUGAUGAAGAUUAUCUGGAAGCUAUUAUUAUGGUUUCAGAGACUGCCAGACACCACGAGAUGCGAUCAAGAGUAUCACAAAGAAAGACUAAUAUGCAUUCGUCUUCAUAUUCGUCGAAUUCUUCUGGACAAAGAAAUGAAUCUAGAGCUGAUACUUCACUAGGACUAGAUUUUCUUCAUCGUUUUCAGGGACCAUCCAUCUUUCUAAAAAUAUCUUGUGAUGGGGACUUCUUGUUACCAAUAAGUGUAGGAGAUUUGGCGGUAGAAAAGCUCAUUGAUUCCUCAAGAGAGGACAAAGAUGAUGAUUGGCCUAACUAUUAUCAGUUUGUGAGAAAUCUCGUGGAGAAACUUGACUACAAUGUAAGCAUGGUGAGGAUUACCAAGAGAGUGAUUAAUACAUACUUUGCAAGGAUAUAUUUUUGCAAGAAUGGGGAGAAAAAUAUCCUAAGCAUAGAUGUAAGGCCAUCAGAUGCGAUAAAUAUUGCCAAACGGUGCAAUGCUCCUAUAUACGUAAAUAGACAUGUUGUUGCGACAGAUGCUAUUAAAAUCGUGCAUGGGAUGUACAGAAUGCGUGAAGCAAAAACCGUGUAUGAUGUUACAUUAGACAGUGCUGCAGAAGGUCCAGAUUUACUAACUGAGGAACUAGAUCUGAUCAAGAAUCUUAACCUAGCCGUGAAAGAAGAAAGAUAUCAAGAUGCAGCCAUGUUGAGAGCAAAACUGAUGAAAUAUAUUGUAUCAAAUGAUUAAUAAACUGUGAUCAAGGUAUAUAUUAUUUAUUUGGAGUGCUUGUUUGACUAAAUCUUGAUCCUGAAUUUAAAAUGCUAAUUCAAAGUUUAGUAGAUCGAAGGUCGUACAUAUGAUGCUAUUGACGGUGUGUUCUCUGAUGGAUGGCGCAUUCUCUAUUCCAAUACUGAUAGUUUGAACUUGGCUACAAUUCGAAGUUUAUACUAACAGCAGCCCGCCUCUUGUAUAUCCUUUUCUUUUUGUACCAUAGACAAAAUCUCCCUUCACUACUUGGGAAUUAGCAUGUAGAUUGUCGGGGAGGGUGUUGGGAAUUUAUAUUUAUGUAACAUUUAUGUUGAACAUGGCUAUUAUAUCUUUUAUGAGAAUAUAAACAAGUUGUUGAUUUCU